Molecule: messenger RNA, 901 nt
Organism: Alosa sapidissima (American shad)
Lineage: Eukaryota; Metazoa; Chordata; Actinopteri; Clupeiformes; Clupeidae
Product: zinc finger protein 618-like
Exons: 2
Coding region: 5-823 (272 amino acids)
Molecular function (GO): protein dimerization activity
Source: RefSeq, a predicted model, not a curated record
UACAAUGCUAGAGUCUAUCAGCAGUCAAUAUGAAGACAUCCGCACACUUCUGGAAGAGCGAAGGGAAGUUAACCGCCUCACAAACUUGGAUGAAGAGGCUCUCUCCGACUUUGUUGCAUUCCUGGAGCGAUUUAAGGAAGCCACUAAAGCUUUAGAGGCAUCGAAAACCCCGACGCUCCAUCUAACCAUUGUUUGGUAUGAGCGCAUCAGACGCCAUUUGCAAGCUUCUUCAAAUGAUAGCAUGACCAUUUCCUCACUGAAGGAGAAAUGCCUCAGUAUUCUCCAGGACAAGUUCGACAUUCAUCUUUUACAUAGACUUGCAAUGUUACUGCAUCCUAAACUGAAAAGUUUGAAGCUACUUGCUGACAGUAGUGAAGUGACAAGCGUGCACAGCGAGUUGCGGCGCCUUGUGAAAGACCUCAAGGAUAAGCGUGGAAGUCCUGAACAGCAGUGCCACCACCCCCCACCGGAGAAGCGAGUUCGAGUGUCGGCGGACACUUUAUCAGACGUAGAAGAUUCCAGUGACGAGGCCCCGCAAUAUCAGGACGAAGUGGCUGCUUACAUCGAUCACAAAACGCCAAAAGAUGACCCUUUUGACGUUUUGUCAUGGUGGCAAGAUCAUGCUUGCCUUUUCCCUUAUAUUGCCCAGAUUGCGAGGUCUAUCCUCGCCAUCCCUGCAUCCAGCGCUGCAAGUGAGCGAGACUUCUCUUGUGCUGGAUACGUUAUCCAGGAGCGGAGGAGUCAGCUGAAACCGUCAACAGUGGACGAUGUUCUUUUUUUACACAGCAAUUUAAAACACCACGCCACCACAAACAGGAUCUAAUCCCCUCGGGAAAAGGUACAGGCCAAAAUUGCCCUCAUUAGAUAUUGGAUCCACGUCUCAGCCCCAAUUGUAGGCUAU